AUUUCCCAAUCUCUCUCAUUUAUCUCCCACUCAUCGGAGAGCGAAGGGACGAUCUCCACAGUUUGGUUUCACUUUUCUCGAAAUUCCCAUUUUGCCCCUCGCCGGAGAAAAUGAUCACCGGCCACGAUCUCUACGUCGUCCUCACGGCGGUUGUCCCACUCUACGUGGCAAUGUUCCUGGCCUACGGCUCCGUCCGGUGGUGGAAGAUCUUCACCCCCGACCAGUGCUCCGGCAUCAACCGGUUCGUCGCCAUCUUCGCCGUCCCUCUCCUCUCCUUCCACUUCAUCUCCUCCAAUAACCCCUACGCCAUGAACUUCCGGUUCAUCGCCGCCGACAGCCUGCAGAAGACGAUCAUGCUGGUGGUGCUCUGCCUCUGGGCGAAUCUCACAAGAAAUGGCAGCCUCGAAUGGAGCAUCACCAUUUUCUCCCUCUCCACUCUCCCCAAUACUCUGGUCAUGGGGAUUCCCCUGCUGAUCGCCAUGUACGGCGAGUACUCCGGCAGCCUGAUGGUCCAGGUGGUGGUGCUGCAGUGCAUCAUCUGGUAUACUCUGCUUCUGUUCUUGUUCGAAUACCGCGGUGCCAAGAUGCUGAUAAUGGAGCAAUUCCCGGAAACCGCCGCGGAUAUUGUGUCCUUUAAGGUGGAAUCCGAUGUGGUUUCCUUGGACGGGCAGGAUUUUCUUGAGACCGACGCGGAAAUUGGGAACGACGGGAAGCUCCAUGUGACGGUGAGGAGGUCCAAUGCUUCGCGGCGGUCCUUCGCGAUGACGCCGCGGCCGUCGAACCUCACCGGCGCCGAGAUCUACAGCCUGAGCUCGUCGAGGAACCAGACGCCGAGAGGGUCGAAUUUCAACCACUCCGAUUUCUACUCCAUGAUGGGCUUUCCGGGGAGGCUGUCGAACUUCGGGCCGGCGGAGACGACUCCCCGGGCGUCGAAUUUCGAGGAGCAUUGUGCUCCGGGAGGGCUGAUGAACUCUCCCAGAUUCGGGUUUUACCCGGCCCAAUCCGCACCGGCUUCGUACCCGGCGCCGAACCCGGAAAUAGCUUCUGUGGGGAUAAAGAGCAACCAGAAGCAGACGCCGGCGCAGCCGCAGCAGCCUCUGCCGCCGCCGCCGCCGUCGCAACAGGGCGGCAAGGCGAACCACGACGCCAAAGAGCUCCACAUGUUCGUCUGGAGCUCCAGCACGUCGCCGGUGUCGGAGGCGGCCGGCCUCCACGCGUUCAACGACCAGUCAAGCCGGUCGGACGGCGCCAAGGAAAUCAGAAUGCUUGUCUCCGAUCACCCUCAGAACGGCGAUGCCAAAAAAGCAGGGGACACGGAGGACUUCAGCUUCGCUGGAAGCGGUGGGGAAGAAGGGAGGAAGGAGAUGGAGGCGGGGGGGCCCACGGGAUUAUCGAAGCUGGGGACCGCCGCGGCCGACAUGAUCCACAACCAAAAGGCAGCCGGAAACAACGACGGCGGCGCCGGAAAACAGAUGCCGCCGGCGAGCGUGAUGACGCGCCUUAUCUUGAUCAUGGUUUGGCGGAAGCUUAUCCGUAACCCCAACACCUAUUCCAGCCUCAUCGGCCUCGUUUGGUCUCUUGUCGCCUUCCGGUGGCAUGUGGAAAUGCCUAAAAUCAUAGACAAGUCAAUCGCAAUCUUAUCAAAUGCCGGACUUGGAAUGGCCAUGUUUAGCUUAGGGUUAUUUAUGGCACUUCAACCGAAGAUAAUAGCAUGUGGGAACACGGUGGCGGUGUUCGCGAUGGCGGUCCGGUUCCUGACGGGGCCGGCAGUUAUGGCGGCAGCUUCCAUUGCAGUUGGGCUUCGUGGUACCCUCCUCCGUGUCGCCAUUGUCCAGGCGGCAUUGCCACAAGGGAUUGUCCCCUUUGUGUUUGCUAAAGAAUACAAUGUCCAUCCAGCUAUCCUCAGCACCGGGGUUAUUUUUGGAAUGUUAAUCGCGCUACCCAUCACGCUAGUGUACUACAUUAUCCUCGGGCUAUAGACAACCGAGUAGUCGGAUCGGGACGGGACGAGACAUGUUCAUUGUAAUGUCAAAAAUGGAGAUUUGAUUGGAAACAAGAACUACAAGAAGCUUCAUUGUGAAAAGGCUGUGUUUGGGAGAAACAACAAAAGGGUUUUUUUAUUAAUAAAAAAAAGAAGGAUUAGUGCUAGUAAUGAAUUAGACAAUUAGUACAAGUAUGGAUGUAAAUUCUCCCAAACCCAUGAAGAUAUUUUGACUUAUUUAGUUGAAGGGGUUCAAUGGCCGUGAUUAGAGGGUUAUUGUCCCAUAAUUUUCACAAUGGGAGGCAAGCCAAACAAGGAAUAGUCCUAUGGAGAGGAGGCAAGAAAAAGAGCAAAAAAACAAGGAUGCAAAAAAAAAGUGUGAUAAUCUACAUCUAUUAUUACCAUGUAUGGUUAUUAUGUUCUCUUUUUCUUUUCUUUUUUCUUUUCCCCCCUUUUCUAGUAGUCACCACUAGCUAUUGUAAAGGGUCCAUUUUGAGAGAAAAUAAGAACAUGUUUGCUAGUUGAAAUUCUAAAUGAAAUUUGUUUUUGACAUUUUUUUGUAUUUGAUUGGUGGCAUAUGAUGAACCAUCCAACUGUCUUUCGGAACAACUUUUUAAUUGG
Messenger RNA from Cuscuta campestris, 2602 nucleotides. The record is from the annotation of a GenBank genome assembly. NCBI's taxonomy places the organism in Eukaryota, Viridiplantae, Streptophyta, Magnoliopsida, Solanales, Convolvulaceae.